This is a messenger RNA of Penicillium brevicompactum, 2652 nucleotides long. Its product is annotated as metal cation transporter MSC2. Lineage: Eukaryota; Fungi; Ascomycota; Eurotiomycetes; Eurotiales; Aspergillaceae. Gene Ontology annotation, biological process: zinc ion transport; transmembrane transport; intracellular zinc ion homeostasis. Gene Ontology annotation, cellular component: Golgi apparatus; membrane. The transcript has 2 exons. Bases 1 to 2652 code for a protein of 883 amino acids. The record is from RefSeq and is a predicted model, not a curated record. Gene Ontology annotation, molecular function: zinc ion transmembrane transporter activity.
AUGUCGACGGGGGCACCGUCACCUAGCGUGGAGUCAAUCCCUCCUUCUAAACACAACCAUGGCCACGGUCACAGUCACGGUCGCGGCCAUUCUCGAGCCAACCGAUGGUCACAACCUCCACCCCUCCCCCGUCCAACCGAAGCCCACCUUCACGAGCUUCCCGAGCCGAUCAACGCCUUAAACGCGAGUUAUUCUUACGGACAUACACAUCAAGAUUCUGGUUACAGUCAUCAAACUCAUGCGCACGCCCAUUCGCAUUCCAGUACGCUCCCCAACUACGACCACAGUCAUAGCGUGUCAUCUAUUCAUCAUGAUCAUCACGAUGGUCAUGACCACCACAACCAUCAUGCGCAUGACCACGGUGCAAAAUGUUCCAAUGAGUCUUAUGGAAUUGCAUCCGCGGGCAUACAUCAAGAGGCUGCUCGCCCCUCCGAGAAAACUCAGGAACUGUUGACCGGUGCACUUAUCGUGUUACCAUGGGUUGCAUUAUCGUGGUAUCAAAGACAAUAUACCCAAGGAAAGAACACAGCGAGCGAAAAGAUCCCCGAGGCCACAUCUAGCAUACACAUUACGCAUGUCAACCAGAAGGCUUGUCUGUUGACUGCUAUAACCCUACUCAUCUUCGGUGGCGGCCAAAUACUACGGUCUCGUUCAUCAAGCCACUCUUCUAUCAACUUCCCAGCCACCAAUGCAAAGAGUGCACAAGCCUUGGUUUCUCAGAUCCUUUCGGUUGGGAUGCCCAUUUUCGCAGCAUUGAAGAUCGGGGGCUUUCUAGUUGCGUUUGCGCUGCUUCUAGCAGCAGCAUCGGGGGUUCCAACAGCACUCGAAAGAGACCCACGUAACAAGGAACAAUAUAGUCGGAAGAUGUUAUCAGUUGCACUCCUUGCCGUUGCCGUCAUAUCGAGUGUUCUCGUUCUGAACAAUCCGUGGGACUCAUCUCCAGUUAUGGGGUAUAUCGCCUUGUUGGGAUCAAUCUUUGUCAUUCCUCCCCCAUUCCCCUCUCUGCGUUCUACAGGGCCCAUUCCUGAGCCGGGGCUUGUUGUCCCCCAAGCCAAGUCCACGGGCCAUGAUCACUCGGCUGUCGUCAUCACAACUGAUGCACCAUUGGCUGUCAUUUCCGGUGCUUCCCUUGCACUAUCGACUAUUGUACUCAAUCAAGGUUUUGCCUUUGAUGUCUCGGAUUUGGUUUACAUCGGUAUCCCUACGGGUCUAUUUGCUGUCUCCCUUAUGACCUCGCAACCUGCGAGUCUCCGCUCGCCAGCCAAGUCUGGACUUGCAGUCUUUGCCGGGAUUGCAGCUUUGCUAUGUGCACCACAUUCUCAAGAUGACUUGCUCGUGGUUUAUUCUACGCGUAUCAUGUUCGCGAUGGCCGCUUUCUUUGCUUCGCGAAGAGAUGACAGUCAUUUGCACGUAGAUGCGCAUACCCACAACCAUUCUCACAGCCACAGCCAUUCGCACGCCACCUCAGAAUCCACCGGAAUAUCCAAAUGGCUGCUUCAAAAGAGCGAAUCAUACCCACUGCUACACAGCAUUCUGAAGGAGAAGGACUCACGUAGUAUCUUCUACUUCAUGUGCCUGAACUUCACUUUCAUGCUUGUUCAGCUAUCAUAUGGAUUCCUGACUGGAUCAUUAGGACUUCUCAGUGACAGUAUUCACAUGUUCUUCGAUUGCCUGGCGUUGGUUGUUGGUUUAUGUGCUGCGGUCAUGAGUAAGUGGCCGCCAAAUGUUCGGUUCCCCUAUGGUUAUGGGAAAGUAGACACCCUGUCAGGGUUUGCCAAUGGCAUUUUCCUCAUGAUCAUUAGCGUGGAAAUUAUCUAUGAAGCGGUGGAACGUCUUUCCUCAGGCAGCGAGAUGCAUCGCAUUGGUGAGCUGUUAGCGGUCAGUGUUGCGGGCCUCGCCGUCAACCUGGUCGGAAUCUUCAGCUUCGAGCAUGGUCAUGCGCACCACGGUCAUGAUCACGGCCACGACCAUGGAAAUGAGAAUAUGCACGGCAUUUUCUUGCACAUUCUGGCCGAUACCCUUGGAUCAGUGGCUGUUGUGAUCUCGACCAUCCUUGUGCACUACUCUGGGUGGUCAGGCUACGACCCAUUGGCCUCAUGCUUUAUUGCCAUACUCAUCUUCGUAUCGGCGGUUCCUCUGGUGUGCAGCACAGCCAAAACCCUGCUCCUUACCCUGCCAGCCGAUACUGAAUACAACGUUCGAGAAACCCUUUCGGGAGUCAGUACCUUACGAGGCGUGGUCAGCUAUACGGUGCCCAAAUUCUGGCUUGAUGACACUGGCGCAGCGUCGUCUGGACAUGGCCAUUCUCAUGACCAUGCUCAUGACCAUGCCAGCCAUGGAGGUUGUGGGGGCGGCCAUGAACAUAGCCAUAGCCACAGCCACAGCCACAGCCACAGCCAUCAUGACCAUGACCAUGACCAUCAACACGGUCAUGCCCACGAUCACGAUCACGAUCACGACCAUGGCCAUGAGAAGAAGCCUCAAAAUGUGUUUGGAGUGAUUCACGUCAUUGCUUCACGAGGCGCAGAUCUGGAAGAUGUACGUCAACGAACUGUGGACUUCCUCCGAGAAAAGAACGUGGACAUCCUGGUUCAGGUCGAGCGGGACGGCGAUGCGCGCUGCUGGUGUGGUGUCGGAAGCAAAGGCUUCUGA